Molecule: messenger RNA, 495 nt
Organism: Lodderomyces oxycetoniae
Lineage: Eukaryota; Fungi; Ascomycota; Pichiomycetes; Serinales; Debaryomycetaceae
Gene: SKP1
Product: SCF ubiquitin ligase subunit
Exons: 1
Coding region: 1-495 (164 amino acids)
Biological process (GO): SCF-dependent proteasomal ubiquitin-dependent protein catabolic process; mitotic cell cycle
Cellular component (GO): nucleus; cytoplasm
Molecular function (GO): cullin family protein binding
Source: RefSeq, a predicted model, not a curated record
AUGUCUGCUCCAAAAGUCAUAAUUAUAUCUUCUGAUGAGGAGAGGUUCCCAGUUGAGCAAAAAGUGGCUGAAAAGUCGAUCUUGAUGAAGAACAUGAUUAACGAUUUGAACCCCGAUGGAUUAACUGAAGAUUUCGAGAUCCCCACACCAAACGUCAGAGCCAAUGUGUUAUCAAAAGUGUUGGAAUGGUGCGAGCAUCAUAAGAAUACUAUUUUUCAAGAUGACGAGGACGAAGAUGCUAAAAAAUCUGUUCCUGUUGAAGAGUGGGAUAGAAAUUUUUUGAAGGUUGACCAAGAAAUGUUAUACGAGAUUAUAUUAGCUGCUAAUUACUUGAAUAUUAAACCGUUAUUGGAUAGUGGUUGUAAGAUGGUUGCUGAAAUGAUCAAGAGUAAGAGUCCAGAGGAGUUGAGGAGAACUUUCAACAUUGUCAAUGAUUUUAGUCCCGAGGAGGAAGCAGCUAUUAGGAAAGAAAAUGAAUGGGCCGAGGAUAGGUAA